Purpureocillium takamizusanense is the source of this 1859-nucleotide messenger RNA. RefSeq lists its product as uncharacterized. Gene Ontology annotation, cellular component: nucleus. The coding region runs from base 100 to 1839 and encodes 579 amino acids. Gene Ontology annotation, molecular function: DNA-binding transcription factor activity, RNA polymerase II-specific; transcription cis-regulatory region binding; zinc ion binding. The record is from RefSeq and is a predicted model, not a curated record. Gene Ontology annotation, biological process: regulation of DNA-templated transcription; DNA-templated transcription. NCBI's taxonomy places the organism in Eukaryota, Fungi, Ascomycota, Sordariomycetes, Hypocreales, Ophiocordycipitaceae. The transcript is spliced from 5 exons.
GUCGGUCUUAUGGCUAAUGGGGCAUUAAGGGUCUACUCACUCGAUGAUCAACGUCUCCCUCCGAGUUGAGGCGAACAUGCGACAUGCUCAGCAGCCGCCAUGCCGCCGAAAAUAGCGACAUGCGUCCACUGCCGUCAAAUGAAGGUCAAAUGCAAUGCCAGGGAUGCUGCUCCCGGGUCAUGCUCUCGAUGUGUGAAGCAGAGGCUUGCGUGUUACAUUGACCCAGCAUUUCACAGGACGGCAAAGAGGAAAAAGAUGCGUGAUCUGGAAGAGGAACUGAAGCAGAUCAAGGACUCCAUGGAUGCGCCCUCAAAGAAAGUGUUGCGCCGUACAGAACAGAGUCAUUCUGAUGCUGGCACUUGCGAGGUCGUCGAAAUUCAACCUUCUAAAUCGACGCAUGAGCCUAUUACUCCCACGUCUAUGGCUUUGAACGCGCUGCAGAUUGGGGACGUGACACUGACUGCUGAGGCCGUCGCCAAGAUUGUGUCUUGUUACUUCGAAACCUGUCACCCGAAUUUUCCAAUCUUGUCAGAUCACGCCGUCUUUAUGGAAACAUGCGACCAGAGCGAGUUUCUUUUGUGGACUGUGAUAGCCGUUGGCUCCGCAGAGCUCAGCGACUACUCAACGAUCCGGGCGCUCCUGGAGCCACACAUUCGCGACAUGGCGACCCAGGUCUAUGGAGUGCUAGACUAUCCGCUGCAAACCGUGCAAGCUCUGAUACUCCUAUGCUGGUGGCCGUACAGCUUUUGCUCCCAUCGAGAGGACCCAAGCUGGCUGUACUGCGGACAGGCCGUGCACUUGGCACUCUUGUAUGGCUUGCAUCGGCCACAUAAGCACUCGAAUUUCGUGUACAAUACCACGCUGGAUGAGGAAGGCAUACUGACAUACCAACGGGCUUGGGUUGCGUGUUUCAUUGUCAACCAAAUGCUGAGCAGCCAGCUUGGGAUUCCAGCCACCGUGGUACCGCCGACAUUUCCGCAAAGUUCCUCGACCAAGCUACAACUGCCUUUGGUGUUGAGACAGCAUCUAGAAAUUGCGACACAUGGCUAUCAUAUCUGCCAUGUUCUUGGUGACCAUGAGACAACCGUCUCCGGUCUUUUGCCAAGCCCAGAGUCUACUAUCCGGGCGUUUGAUCAACAACUUAACGAUCUGCGUACCACGAUUAGCGGGGAUGGUGAACAAAACAUUCUGGUGGAAAUGGCCCUACUUCGGGUCCAACUGCAACUGCUUUCAUUCAAUUUCAUUCAAGAAGCCAGCCCUUCGCACCGCACCGGCUCACUUCCAUCCACGGCCGACCCUGCAGCAGUAUCGUACAUGUCUCGAGCCGUCAAGACAGCAGUCAGUAUCAUAGAUGUUGUGGUCGACCGACUAGCGGAGAAAGGGAAAACAGCCAUGGUUAGUUUUGGGGCUAUGGGCGCCGUACACCUUCUGAUAAUGAUUGUGGGCAUCUAUGGCCACGAGGACCAAGGUGUGAUUCGUAGCGCCAUCGGUCGAGGCUGGAGAUUCCUCAACGACAGGUCCGAGUUCGAGUCCGACAGCUUCUCCAGGGCGUGUAAGAUCGUGUCAUUCCUGAGCCGGAGCAGGGACGGGGAGAGUGGCAACCCCGCUCUGCACACACCAGUCCAGGCCCGCAUGGCCGCCAACUUCGCUUUCGAGAACGCGUGGAAAGCGAAACACCGCUUCAGCAAGAGCGUUCGGGAUUCGAGACCUCGCGAUUACACAACUGCUGCUGCUUUGGAAGAAAUAUCCCUGCGAGGAGUGCCUGACGAGAUUUUUGAUGACGACUUUUUUGAGAACUACAAUAUGGAUGGAAUGUUUGACUGGUUUUCUGGGUUGUAGUCUCUGGGCUUGACAAUAAG